Ananas comosus (pineapple) is the source of this 1169-nucleotide messenger RNA. RefSeq names its product wall-associated receptor kinase 3-like. Lineage: Eukaryota; Viridiplantae; Streptophyta; Magnoliopsida; Poales; Bromeliaceae. The transcript has a single exon. The coding region runs from base 99 to 1169 and encodes 356 amino acids. The record is from RefSeq and is a predicted model, not a curated record.
GAAGAAUGUCGACCUCUUGAUAUAAUUCUUAUUCUUCCUCGCAAGUCUCAAUAUCUCCCAUCGAAGUAGAGAAUUAAUUUAAGCGCCUUCAUUAAUCUAUGAUCGAUCGAUCGAUGCAUAUUCCACCGUUGUUCAUCUUCUUGCACCUAGUAUGGCUGCUUGUGCCGGCAUCAUCCUCUUCCCCCGACUCCGUCGAACCAUCGGCGCUCGGGAUGGACGCCCCCAGCUGCAAUUUCGACUUCCCAUUCGGCGCCCCAGGCUUCUCCCAAUACCGAAAGGGCUUCGAGGUGUCUUGCAACCCCAGCCUUUCGGGGAGCCCCUCGUGGCUCCAAGUCGGCUCGAAGAAGCUGCAGAUAAUGAACAUCUCGAUAGCCGAAGGCUACGUGCGCACCGGAAUCACCCCAUCCACGUGGCAGUGCUCUCGCUCGGGCGAGACGGGAGAGGGCAUCAGCCUGGAGGGCACCCCGUUCACCUUCUCCCACACGCGGAACAAGCUGACCGUCGUCAGUUGCGACACCUUCGUCAGCUUUGCGGACCAUCGAAAUUCUAGCGUCUCCGUCGGCUGUGUCUCCUUCUGCCCCUCGCAGCUGAGCAUUACGGAUGGCGCCUGCUCUGGUGUCGGCUGCUGUCAGGCCGCGAUCCCCGUGGGGCUCAAGAGUUUCGACGCACAAUUCUACAGCAUCCCGGACGAGAUAAAACGGCGGUGGAAACUGAAAGUUAACAACACUCUGCAGCCGAUGACGCCCUCCUCGUCCGGUCACCAAAGAAAGGAAGCUCCAAGUAUAGUUUUCGAAAACACGACGCCGCUGUGCAGCAAGGUGUUCAUCGCGGAGUAUGAAAAAUUCACGUUCUCAAAGAGCGAUAUGCUGUUCGGCGCUGCCUGGGACGACACGUCCCUGUCGAUGGUGCUGGAUUGGGCGAUCGGGAACGAGUCGUGUGCGGAGGCGACGCGGAGGAACGCGUCUGACGACUAUGCUUGCAUCGACGAGAACAGCAUCUGCUACGACCCGCCGGGUAGGGCGGGCUAUCUCUGCAACUGCAGUGACGGCUAUCAGGGCAACCCUUACGUCGCCGGUGGAUGCCAGUGUGAGUUUAGUAACAGUAAAAUGUUAUAUGCCUUAUUAAGGUAUAUAUAUAGGAAUAUACGANUUUUUAAAUUUGAAAUUUAA